AUGGGAUUCUACGUCAGCGUGCCGUCAAAGCGUUAUAGCAGAUGGGAUGAAGCAGACAUAUCUGGAGACGAAGACGACCUGAUAGCAUUAGGUAUUAUACGAAAAGGAAACUUACGGAUGUCGCAAACCACAGAGACAAUCAUUGAAACGGAACCACCAUGUGGUAGUUCGCAACAGGUGGAUAUAGUUGAUUUAUGA
Molecule: messenger RNA, 198 nt
Organism: Cooperia oncophora
Lineage: Eukaryota; Metazoa; Nematoda; Chromadorea; Rhabditida; Trichostrongylidae
Source: the annotation of a GenBank genome assembly